Molecule: messenger RNA, 444 nt
Organism: Bursaphelenchus okinawaensis
Lineage: Eukaryota; Metazoa; Nematoda; Chromadorea; Rhabditida; Aphelenchoididae
Source: the annotation of a GenBank genome assembly
AUGAAAGCCCUGUCAAUCCUACUAUUCGCUCCUCUCGGUAAGUUUACUGUAACUUUACAAAGAUUACUUUUUAGUGUAUUACUGUAGUAAUAGCAGUGUUGUAGUAGAAAUUGUAACAUCAAAAUAUUUUUAACUUUAUGUUAUGAUUUUACAGUACUCUCUCAACUCCUACCGUCGCAGCCCCUCCCAGGUCAGCCCUUGAACCCGCUAGACCCCCUAUCAGCUACAGUACCCCCGGCCUUGCCUGGACUACAACCUCUGGGUACUAAUCCUCUCACAAACCCACUUGGCCAAACCACAAAUACUCUAGGCCAGCCUACCAACACACUUGGUCAGCCUACCAAUGUGUUAGGACAACCAACCCUAGGCCAGCCAGCACUCGGCCAAAACGGACUGAAUACCAAUCUUCGGAAACGACGAUCAUUGUUUAAUCGAAGAACCUGA